Messenger RNA from Striga hermonthica, 627 nucleotides. Lineage: Eukaryota; Viridiplantae; Streptophyta; Magnoliopsida; Lamiales; Orobanchaceae. The record is from the annotation of a GenBank genome assembly.
AUGACCGCGUGGAUACUAUUAACCGAGGAAGAAUGGGCAGCUCGUAUGCGCGAGCGGCGACCCGGGAAAGGCUCCUCCAACCGUGGCGUCUACGACAAGCGCCGUGGCAAGGCCUCGCAGAAGAAGAAGGACGGCAACAACGCACGUCCAAUCGAUAAGGACACUUGUCAACGCUGCAGGAUGACAGGGCACUGGGCUCGAGAUUACAAGAAUCCCAAGAAGGAGAAGAGGGAGGCGCACCUCGCGCAGGUGGUCGACGAGGAGCCAGCUCUUCUCAUGGCAACGACCUGCACAUUGCACGACGUCGAGCCAGAGUUGGAGGAAGUCAAGGCGGCAACUACAGAGCAGGGGAAGGCAAUGCAGGUUGCUCACCUCGACGAGUCGAGUGCCCAAGUCCACCUUGGACAAAUGGGCGGUGGCAUGGAGCAGAGGUGGUAUCUGGACUCCGGCGCCAACAACCACAUGACCGGCUCCAAGAAGGCCUUCUCCAAGCUUGAUGACGGCGUGACGGGGACGGUGAAGUUCGGCGAUGGCUCGAAGGUGGAGAUUCGAGGUCGCGGCACCGUCAUCUUCCGGUGUCAGAACGGCAUGUACCGCGCAUUGACGGAUGUGUACUAUAUCCCGUAG